UAGGACAAUUUAUUUAAACCGUGAAAUUGGCGCCCUCUGCUCCUCUUCUUCUUCCAGAACUCUCUGAAAUUAUAAUGAGGGAUUGAAGAUUUUAGGCUAAUCCAUGGGGAGAACGAGACCCUUUUGUUACAUCUUCCGAUGUUCCAAGCAAACAUCGACUUUCUUUGCCUCUUCCAGAAAAUUCAUUCCGACAAAAUUCGCUCCAUUUUCCUGUUUCUCUACAACUGCCACUUCUUCACUCCCCAUUUCAGAUUCGACUGAUGGAAUACACGAAUCCGGGAUCCCAGAGCAAACCCUUCAGAAUUUAAGCUCCUUCUCCGUUAGAUUAGAUCCAUUUAGGAAUCUUGUAGAUGUCUUGAUACAUGUCCAUUCUCUUGGAGACGUCAGGCGUUUGAUAAAAUGCGUCAUUGAAGAUUUGCUCAAAACCUGGGAGCCUAAGAGUGCUUGUUCUUUUCUUUUCAAGUUACUUUGUCAAUUAGAUAGUGUAAGAGUGAGUCCUAAGGUUUUUGGGGUGCUAGUUAUGUCGUUGUGUGAGAUGGGUUAUGUGGACGAGGCCAGUUGGGUGUACCGGAAGCUUGAUAAACUGACAGAUGUGGCGGUUUUUACUGUCCUCUUAGAUGGUUUUCGUCGAAAAAGGCUGUUUGGAGUCAUGUGGGAUAUAUAUGAGGAUAUGGUGUCACGUGGUUGCUUGCCGAAUGUAAUCACUUAUGGCGUAUUGAUUGAUGCUUGUUGUAGAGAAGGCCGCGUUGACAAAGCUAAAAUGUUAUGGGAAGAGAUGGUUGAUAAGGGUAUUGAACCCACAGUCGUGAUUUUCACGACCCUCACACAUGGUUUCGGCUGCGAGGGUAAGAUGAGUGAAGCAGAAAGCAUGUUUAGGAAGAUGAGGGAGACUGGUGUUCUUCCGAAUGUCAUUACAUUUUGCAUCCUUAUGGAUAUGUUCUGCAAAGUUGGACAGUUGAAAAAAGCUCAAAGCUAUUUUGCCUUUAUGGUGAAGUUUGGCAUUGUUCCUAAUCAGUUCAUCUACAACUCUCUGUUAUAUGGGUGUUGUAAGGCAGAAAACCUCUCCGAUGCACUGGGUAUAUUUUCCAUAAUGGAAAAAGUUGGUAUUUGUCCCGACAUUUAUAGUUAUGGUAUUCUCCUGAAGUGCUACUGUAAUAUGCAUAAAAUGGCAGAAGCAGAAAGCUUACUGGAUAGAAUGAAAAAUAAUGGAGUCAUUCCGAACUCUGUAGUGUUUAAUACUCUAAUAGAGGCCUACUGCAAGGUAGGAAGCAUGGAUAAGGCUGUGGAAGUGUUUACUCAAAUGGCAGAAAAGGGUGCAUACCCCAAUGUGAUUACGUUUUCUACAUUGAUUAAUGGUUACUGCAAAGUAGGUGAUAUUGAGGCUGCCAUGGGGUUGCAUAAUGAGAUGGUGAUAAAAGGUUUGGGUCCUGAUAUUUUUGUUUAUACGUCUUUAAUGGACAGGCACUUUAAAGAUGGUAAUCCUGAUGCAGCUCUCCGGCUUCACAAAGAAAUGAUAGAAGCAGGUGUCACUCCCAAUGUUGUCUCCACUACUUGUCUUAUUGAUGGAUUAGUAAAGAAUGGAAAGCUCAAUCAGGCUAUUGAAAUUUUCUUGGAUGCAAGGAGGGUUGAAUUCGAUCGAGAUAAAGUUGAUCUCAGUAGCAAAUAUUGGUCUGCCAGAGCUGUCAUGUAUUCUUCUUUGAUUUGUGGUUUGUGCAAAGAAGGAUAUAUACUUGAAGCUAGAAAAUUUUUCGUAGAUAUGCGACGGGAUGGACUGAGACUGGAUUUUGGAGCUCACUCAACCAUAAUCCAAGGGCUUUGUAAUGUGGGUUAUGCGCAGGACGUGAUGAUGGUGCAUGCUGAUAUGAUAAAGCAGGGUAUUUUACCGGAUGCUUCUGUGUAUAGGGUCUUAUCUAAGGGUUAUCAGAAUAUUGGAUACCGAAGUUCAGCUCUCAAAUGUCAGGAGGACUUACAUGACUAGUUUGUUUCAAAGGCCCUGGAAUUAAUCAGUAUGUACAUGACUUUGCUGUUUAAUACAAGCACGUUGAAAUCUGAAGGUACUUUUCCUUUUCAAUCUCAAGGAACAAAGUAAAUUCAAUGAAUGUCAGGAUAACUAUUCAAAAUUUCAAACUAUAACAAUGAAAUUGAAGGAUUAUUUUCCUAGCUACAUAAGCAAAGGUGAGAGUCUACGACAUUAGAUACCGUACUAGGGCGGGUGGCUGCACAAGGUGCGGCCUGGGUAAAUAGUAGCCCAGAGAGUGCUCUUAUUCAGGAGGAAAGAAAGGAAG
Messenger RNA from Oldenlandia corymbosa var. corymbosa, 2285 nucleotides. NCBI's taxonomy places the organism in Eukaryota, Viridiplantae, Streptophyta, Magnoliopsida, Gentianales, Rubiaceae. The record is from the annotation of a GenBank genome assembly.